Symbiodinium sp. CCMP2456 is the source of this 1785-nucleotide messenger RNA. NCBI's taxonomy places the organism in Eukaryota, Dinophyceae, Suessiales, Symbiodiniaceae. The record is from the annotation of a GenBank genome assembly.
AUGGAGAACUUCGACGAUGCUGAGACCCUGGUGCUGGGUGCGCACCUGGCAGAAGGCGAUGCCCCUGAGGAAGGUAAGGUUGAUGAUGGCUUAUUGGACUUGCUCGGAGACGCCUCGGCAGAAGCAACAGCGUCAGCAGACACGGUGCCAGGUGCAACACCUGGUGAGAGUGUUUUGGACAUGGCCGAGGAAUUGACGCCGGAGCCUGAUGAUGAUGUGAUGGCUGCCGCCGCGGCCGCUGCCGUGACCGCCGCAGCGGCGGCCGCCGCGGCGACCGCCGCCGCGGUGCCUGAAACUACAGGUGUGAAAAGAGCUGCUACGCAGACAUUGGACUUGAACUUGGACGUGAUGGACACGGACAUGCACGCAGGUCCCGUGUCCGAUGAGCACACAGGGGUGUUGUCUUCGGUGAAUUUUGCCACCGCCACAGACAUUGUGCUGAAGUGCGAUUGCCUGUCCGUAGGCAGAGACGAGUCCAAUUUCGCGACCUUGACUGAUCCGCGAGUCUCGAGCGAGCAGUUUCGAGUCCACCGGAAGACUGUUGGAGCUGCCGGGCCUCCGUGGAGCUACGAACUGGAGGACUGCUCCAGAAACGGCACUCUGGUGAACAAGAAGCUGGUCCGAGGAGUCAGGAUUGCCUUGAAGGAUCAGGAUUUGGUGGAGGUGCUUCCAGCUUCGAAGGUUGGGCAAGCUGCAGCCAUCGCGUUUUUGUUCCAUUCUCCAGAUGCUGAUGUGCCUGAAGGUCCACCGAAGAAAAAGAUUCGAUUAGAAGGCGACUCAGCCUGCGGCAAGGGCGGUGACGAGGCCAUCUUUGAGGGCGCGAUGUGUGCAAUCUGCCAGGAGGUGAUGCACCGUGCCACCAGUGUACAGCCAUGCAUGCACAGCUUUUGCAGCUCCUGCUUGGGUGGCUGGUUGAAGCGGCCUGGCGACCGAAUUCCCAGGUGUCCAAUCUGCCGACAAGGGGUCGCCGGAGUUGGCAAGAAUCACGCGCUUGACAGCAUGAUCGAGGGUCUGCUGAAGGCACAUCCUGAUCGACAGCGUUCAAUCGCAACAAUCUCUGAUCUGGACAGUCGCGAUCCGCUUCACGACUGCGGCUACGACCUGCUGAAGCUUCGUGGGCCUGGUGAUGUUGCUGCAGGUAUGGCACGCAUGGUAGUGGCUGCAGCAGCUGCUGCAGAAGCAAUGGAUGCAGAAGAUUCUGAGCAUGAGCACGAGUCAUAUUCGGAGGAGGAAGAGGAGGAGGAGGCACAUGCCUGGACUGCACCAGGAGCUCUGCGACCCGCCUGCGUCCAUUGUGGAGUCCCAGCCUGGCAGCCCUUGCGUGCGGCCGUGGACCUCGGCAGCUCUUCACCCCUUCCAGCCACCGCGCUGAUGAAGUCAGCGCUGGCCAGCAACGCCUUCGAGCAGGAGAUCUUGCAGGAAUGGCUCCACAGCAAAGGAAUGAGCCUUCAACAGGCGAUGCAAAGCCUUCUCGAAAACCCCAACCCAGAAGGUGUUUCUGCGGUGGAAGUGCGCAGUGCACCGGUCCCCGGAGGAGGGCCCGGAGCACUCGUGCACAUGCCUGUUGGUGCCUGGACCGAACUGGCGAUGUGCCAGCCGUGCAGUCAACUGGUUUUGCGCAGCGUCGUCUACUCCAUCCGAGAGCGAAUCCAGAACGAGGAGCUUCCGGAGAGAGCAAGGGGACGCAGAAACUGCUGGUAUGGGCGCUCUUGCCGGACGCAAAGCCACAAGCGGGACCACGCCACGCGUUUGAAUCACAUCUGUGCUCAAACUCGUUUUCAUUGA